UUUCGUGUUGCUGUGAGAUGCAGGUGCAGACACGCAUCUGUUCGCUUGCCCUUGCACAUGGUUGUAUGUAUAUAUAUAUAUGCAAAUAUAUAUAUAUAUAUUUGAGUGCAGACAGCACUCUGCUGCAGCAUAGCUAGGCAGUGACAUUACUGCGUUUGUUUUUUUCUCUCCGUGCAGUUGGUGUGAAUGACUUGCUGCCGCCUACAAGACCCGAGUGACCCACUGUAUCAACCGGAGCCCCUGGUGGACAGCUGCUUCCCUUAGCUGAUUGAAACCUGCCGUUAGUCACUGACUUGGAAGGAAAGGAAACGGUUGCAGCUCAGGUUAUUAUUGUUUUCUGACGAGUGAGGACCUUGUUUUUCAUUUCCCAUAUUCGGGCAAGCGAAUAUUCCGGAGAAAGACUGUCUGUCAACAGAUCGUGGCGGAUUCUCGACAAGAGAAAUAAGAUAAGAGGAGGAAAAGCGAAAAAAGAGUCAUCAAUAACAGGGCAAGGGUUAUAAUAUCCUUUGUCUCCCGAACUGGAGCCAUCCUGAGCAGGCUGGUGAUUCUGGAACUAUGAGGCUGAGAAAGAAAAGCAACGAUUCAAUCAGAUGUCCAAGUAACUGUGCCGCUUUCGCACAGUGCAUUGCUGUGAUGUUAACCCUGGUCUUUGGGGUCUGCAAUGUUAAGGCAGAAGCAGAAGAGGAGUUUCAGUCCGUCUAUGUUUGGAAACCAGGUGCCUGGGGAAGAUGUAUGGGACAGAAGUGCGGCCUGGGUGGGAUCCAGACCAGGUCGGUGUGGUGUGCCCAUGUGGAAGGCUGGACUACUUUACCCACUAAUUGCAAGCCAGUGGAAAGACCGGUGAAUCAGCAGAAUUGCUUCAAAGUCUGCGACAGGCAUAAAGACCUAUACGAGUGGCGGGUGGGCGAAUGGAACGAAUGUUCGCCUGUUUCAACCAGGGGCCCUUCUUCAAAGCAAACCUCUGAGUGCCUGGAAGGCGAGGAUGGUAUACAGAGGAGGAACGUAACUUGCAUCGAGAAGAGAAAUGGAGCUGCAUCUGAAGAUGUCAUCUGUGAAUAUUUUGAGAGCAAGCCCCAUGUCGAGCAAGCCUGUCUUAUCCCCUGCCCGCAGAAUUGUGUGGUUGCAGAGUUUACUCCCUGGUCUGAAUGUACUAAAUCCUGUGGAGUUGGAUUACAACACCGACUUCGUCAAAUCCUCCUACCUCCGCUCAAUGGCGGUGAACCAUGCCCAAAACUCACCGAGUUUCAGACCUGUACGUUCAAUUCCUGCCUUGCGGAAGAGAGUGUGCACAGUCUCAAAGUUGGUCCCUGGAGCGAAUGCUCUCUUCCUCAUUCUCGGCAAAUCCGGCAAGCGGGAAGCAGGACGAGAGACCCAGAAGCCUGGGAGCUUAUGAAGAAAAAGAGGAACAGAAACCGUCAAAUCCGUCAGGACACCAAAUAUUUUGACAUUCAGAUUGGCUACCAAACACGACAAGUUACAUGCACUCACAAAAGUGGCAAGACUGCUGCCCUGAGCCUCUGCACACAACUGAAGUUGCCAAUAACCUUCCAGUCCUGUGUGGUCCCAAAGGACUGUCAAACCUCAGAAUGGUCCGAGUGGAGCCCCUGUUCAAAGACUUGCUACAGUGCAACAUCUCCGAAAGGAUUUCGUGCCAGAACGUCCAGUAUUAACCAAUUUCCAGUUGGUGGUGGGAAAGAAUGUCCAUCCCUCGAGGAACAAGAGCCAUGCUCUCCCGAAGGAGAAGGCGUGCCACCUUGUGCUACGUAUUUGUGGAGGACAACAGAAUGGAGCGAAUGUCGUGUUGACUCACUUCUCAACCAGCAAGAUAGAAGACGUGGAAAUCAAACGGCGCUCUGCGGUGGGGGAAUUCAAACCCGAGAAUUUUACUGUGUGCAAGCUAAUGAAAACCUCUUAUCUUAUCUGAACACUCUGAAGGAAAAGGAAGCUUCAAAACCUGUUGAUAACAAGAUGUGCACUGGACCCACACCAAGCACCACACAAAUGUGUCAAAUAAUCUGCCCCAUUGAAUGUGAAGUAUCACCUUGGACUGCUUGGGGCCCAUGUACCUAUGAAAGCUGUCAGGAUCCACAAGGAAAAAAAGGAUUUAAAUUGCGGAAACGACAAAUUACCAAUGAGCCCACUGGUGGGAUUGGGAACUGUCCACACUUACAUGAAGCUAUCCUUUGUGAUGACCCAUCCUGUUAUAGCUGGCAGAUUGUGAAAUUGGGUGAAUGCUUACCUGACAAUGGCAGUGAAUGUGGACCAGGAAUCCAAACGCCAGAAGUUCAAUGUGUCAACAGCAUCAAAGUUGUAGACAGAAAUCUGUGCAACGAAGCCAUCUAUCCUGUGCCAGUAUCGUGUGAAGUACCUUGUCCGAAAGACUGUGUCCUUAGUAAAUGGUCUGGGUGGUCAUCGUGCUCUUAUACCUGUUCUGGCAAAACCACUGAGGGUAAACAGAUGCGUGCACGUUCAAUUCUGGCAUAUGCAGAAGAAGGAGCAGCGCAGUGCCCAAACAUCAGUGCCUUACAGGAAGUACGCAGCUGCAACGAGCAUCCUUGUGUUAUCCAUCACUGGCAGACUGGUCCUUGGGGCCUGUGUAUCGAAGAUUUGUCCGUAGCUGGUCUUAACUCGAGCACCAGCUGGAGUGGUGAGGCAACCUGUGCCGUGGGAAUGCAAACUAGAAAGGUUAUUUGUGUGAGAGUCAACGUGGGACAAGUCGGACCAAAAAAGUGCCCUGAGAGUCUUCGGCCAGAUACUGUGCGACCUUGUCUCCUGCCUUGCAGGAAAGACUGCAUUGUCACAUCUUAUAGUGACUGGACACCAUGCCCUUUAUCAUGCAAAGAUGGAGAUGAUAGUACAGCAAAACAAUCCCGCCAUCGAAUCAUCAUUCAAUUACCGUCAAAUGGAGGACAUGAUUGUCCCGAUACACUUGUUGAGGAUAAGGACUGUGAGUCUCCCCGUGUCUGCAAUAAUUACAGAUGGAAAACACACAAAUGGCGUCGGUGUCAGCUGGUACCAUGGUAUAUUCGCCAGGACAGCCCUGGAGCACAUGAAACCUGCGGCCCAGGGCUUCAAACCAGAGCGUUAUCAUGUCGCAAGCAAGAUGGUGGUCAAGUGGACAUGAGCUAUUGCCUGAAGUGGGCUGGCACAAUGCCCUUCUUAACUCAACAUUGCCAAUUGCCCUGCCAAGAUGACUGCCAAUUCACCAACUGGUCUAAGUUUUCUUCCUGCACUGGUGACUGUGGUACAGUACAAACCCGACGAAGAACAAUUGUUGGGAAAAGCAAGAAGAGAGAAAAGUGUAGGAACACUCAACUUUUCCCUCUGAUUGAAACCCAGUUUUGUCCCUGCGACAAAUAUACAGCCCAGCCACUGGGCAACUGGUCGGACUGCAUUCUGCCUGAAGGAAAGAUGGACACCAUGCUUGGCAUGAAGGUCCAAGGAGAUAUCAAGGAGUGUGGACGGGGAUAUCGCUAUCAGGCGCUGGCCUGUCGAGAUCAGAAUAAUAGACUUGUGGAAUCAGCACGAUGCAACAGACAUGCAUAUAUUGAAGAAGCUUGUGUCAUCCCCUGCCCUUCCGACUGUAAGCUUAGUGAGUGGUCUAAUUGGUCUCGCUGUAGCAAAUCAUGUGGCAGUGGUGUGAAGGUCAGAUCCAAAUGGUUACGUGAAAAGCCAUACAAUGGUGGACGACCUUGUCCAAAGCUUGAUCACGUCGACCAGGCUCAGGUAUAUGAAGUGGUUCCCUGCCACAGUGACUGCAGUCAGUACGUGUGGAUAGCAGAACCAUGGAGCGUAUGCAAAGUCAGUACUGUGGACCUAAAGGAUAACUGUGGUGAAGGAGUACAGACUCGGAAAGUGAGGUGUAUGCAGAAUACAGUGGACGGUCCCAUUGAAUUUGUCGAAGACUACCUCUGUGACCCAGAAGAAAUGCCAUUGGGUUCCAGGCAGUGCAAGUUGCCAUGCCCAGAUGACUGUGUCAUGUCUGAAUGGACAACUUGGAGCAAGUGUCCUCUGCCGUGCAACAGUAGUGCCACUCGAGAGCGGUCUGCUCUUCCAUUAAGACAGCCUGGGGAAGGAAAGCCCUGUCCAGCUGAAACCAAGACUGAGCCAUGUCAUCUGAACAAGAACUGCUUUCACUACACAUACAAUGUUACAGAUUGGAGCACAUGUCAGUUGAGUGAAAAAGCAGUCUGUGGGAAUGGAAUUAAAACAAGAAUGUUGGAUUGCGUUCGCAGUGAUGGCAAGUCAGUUGAUCUCAAGUACUGUGAAGAGAUGGGUGCGGAAAAGCCAUGGCAGAUGAAUGCCUCGUGUACUGUGGAGUGUCCGGUGAAUUGUCUCUUCUCUGACUGGUCUCCCUGGUCCGAUUGUUCUCAGUCAUGUGGUCUCGGAGGGGAAAUGUUACGAAAGAGGACAUUGAUUCAGCCAUUCCAGGGAGAUGGGCGACCAUGCAUAAUGCAGUUGGAACAGUCCAAGCCAUGCCUAAUCCGCCCUUGCUACCGCUGGCAGUACAGUGAAUGGGGCCACUGUAAAGUGGAGGAUGCCCAGUGUGGAAAUGGGAUGAAAUUUCGAAACAUGUCAUGCGUUGUGUUUGAUGGAUCCAGGGAAGAUUCUGGCAAGGUUGUGGAUGAUGAGUUCUGUGCUGACCUGGAACCUGCAGUGAAUGGAGACAAACAGAUUGUUCUGCAGGCAUCCUGCGCUGUUCCAUGCCCAGGUGACUGUUACCUGACAGACUGGUCUGUGUGGAGUUCUUGUCAACUAACCUGUGUAAAUAACCAGGAUCUUGGUUAUGGUGGAGUACAGGUACGGACUAAGGCAGUAAUCGUCCAAGCCAUGGAAAAUGAGCAUCUGUGUCCCGUGCAGACUCUGGAGACCCGCACAUGUACAGGUGGUCACUGUUAUGAAUAUAUUUGGUUAGCUGGUGCUUGGACAGGAACAUACCGAGAAGUGUGGUGUCAGAGGUCAGAUGGAAUAAAUGUCACAGGUGGCUGUUCUGCAUUAAAUCAACCCUAUGCUGACAGGUCUUGUAAUCCACCAUGCACUAAACCUCACGCAUACUGCACUGAGUCUGCAGUGUGCGUCUGUGAAGAAGGUUACACAGAGGUGGUGACAUCGGGCAAUUUGCUAGAUCAAUGUAUCAUGAUCCCAGUGCUGGAGAUCCCUUCGGUGGAGGAGAAAAAGGCAGAUGUGAAGACAAGCAGGGCCGUCAACCCAACUCAAACAUCUGAUAGCAAACAAGGGCACUCAGGACACACGUGGUUCUUACAACCUUUUGGAGCAGAUGGGAAGCUGAAAACAUGGGUUUAUGGUGUUGCAGCAGGAGGUUUUGUCUUAAUAAUCUUCAUUGUCUCUAUGAUCUAUCUAGCCUGCAAAAAGCCCAAAAAACCACAGAGAAAACAAAAUAACAAACUGAAACCUUUGACCUUGGCCUAUGAUGGAGAUGCUGACAUGUAAACUCUUUUAUUGCUUGUUGGACAUCUCCUUAUUUUUCUCGUCACUCAAAAAUAUAACGUGCAGCUUUGUAUGUCCAGACUUUAGUCCAUUAUAGAAUUCUGUGACAGUGUGCCAGAUUCUAUAGCACUGUGACAUUUUCAAGGAGGAGAUGAAAAAAUGUGCCACAAGAUGUCAUUCUCGGUAUAAUGCAGGACCUCAAAUGAUACACUUACCAAACUAUAGCAAGGUAAAUCCUUGAUACGAUGCUAAAGAACUAUCUUACAUUGCGGCAAAAGUAAACCUUUUACUUUUAUCUGAAUGACAUUGAAAUGCCAACUACAUUAGAAUUGAAAAGUAAACGUGCAUCUUCAAAUAAUUGCUAUUUGCUUAAUAACCUUGUAUCAAAACCUUGUAUCGAAAGCUGCCUGUGUGAAAAAGAUCAACAUCAAUGACAGGAAUCAAAUGGAAAAACGGGCAAAUGUUCACAGUUGUAUCGCACAUUUAACAGAAAGAAGAUCUGAUGGAUUGAGAAGUUAAACUGCAAACCCCAGACAAGAGCAAGUUUCCAAAUUUCCUCCUCCCAGUGAUAAAAACAGAAGGAGUGGAAAUUGAUACUUCUGUCAACUGCUUAUGGCAAAAUUGAUAUUAUGUGCUAGGUCGGAGCAAGAAGGAUGGUUGAGUUGCUGGAAGAUUUGCACAACUCAAUCAUCAAAAGUGCAAAAUAUAGAAGUAAAAAUACAGAUUAAAAUCCUCAUCUCAGAACCUGCUAAUAUAUUAACAUCUUCAAUACUUUGUGCUGCUGAAAAUGCUUGUACCUAUUAAUGAUGCAAACGAUAAACUUGAUUUUCCCAGCUAAUGAAAUGCUCUCUUGAAAUGACUUAUGGACAGUGGUCCACAAUACUUGAUAAAAUGAGGCACUUUUUUGCACUAUAUUAGUGCUGCAUGAUAUGCACUUAACCAAUUAUCACCCUAGAAUUAGUUUCUGCUUUCUUUAAAAAAAAGUGUCUCACGUUGGUAAUAUUAAGUAGAUAGUUUGAAAGAGAGCAAACUAAUGUUGUUUACUCAUGGAUUACAACAACAUUGAACUCGGGCAGAAUAAAAUGGAAGUAUUUCAUACAGUGUGUGUACAUGCAUAAAUGUGUGUCUAAGAUCACUGCAGCUAGUUUGUAAAAUGUAUCAGUGGUCAGUAUAGUUGCAGUGUCGAUAGCGAUCUAGCUGCAUUUUCUGAAAUAUGUAAUUGUUCUGAUCUUAUGUGCUUAUGUUGUGCAAACAGUCCACUGGCUCUUUUGCUAGUUAAAUCAUUUUAUACGGUUUCUCUGUUGUGUCUUUUAAAAGAGCAACAUAUUUUGGUUAUUUUACAAUCAUUACCAAAUGUGAAGAAGAGCACAGACUGCAAUUAGUAAAACCUGAAAUCCCAAUUGGCUAAUUAGGACAGCUAACCUGCAGCAAACAAAAACUGCCACAAAAUGUAAUGCCUCCCAUCAAAAUUGUUUGAGAAAACUGAAAAAUUUGAGGAAAGUAAACAUACAUUUAUUAUUAUUAUUAUUAUUAUUAUUAUUAUUAUUAUUAUUAUUAUUAUUAUUAUGAAUAUUAUUAUAUUGCCAUUAUUUUUUUCAGCAGUCCUUUUUGUAUUAAACUCAUUAUUUUGGUAGUCUGAAACAAAUUAAGCAGGAAUUUUCUUCCAUGUUUAAAUAUUGUAAAACAAAGAAUGAAAGAAAGUUAAUCAUUGAAUGAAGUAACAGAACACUUUAAUGUCUUCAAAGUUGUAUAUGUUUUUAAUAUCCAGGAAAUUAUUAACAUUUGAUUUUGUCAAAAUACAAAAUAUUUAUUAUGACAGAAAUAUUUUGGUAAAUUUGGCAUAUUUUUCUGAGGACUUGAAUUUAUUCACUAAGACAACAAAAAGUUAAUUUGCAUUUAUUUUAAACUGCUGUUAAAUAUUAAAUUAUGCUAUGUGGUUUGCUAAGAGAACAAACUAAUGUUUACAAUUGCUAAUUCAAUGGGAAAUUUACUUAUAUUUCAGAGGGCAAAAUAAAAGUGAAUUUGCCAGUAGACAGCUGACAUCUCUCAGCUUGUUCAAAAUUAAUAGUCAGGGAAGGAAUGUCACCACAUAUGAAGCUCAGCCCUACAAAUGAUCUUGCUUUCUUUGCAUGUUUCUGAAUGAAGGCAACAGCUAUCAAAAGGAAAUGCUUCUCUCUCAUU
This is a messenger RNA of Amblyraja radiata (thorny skate), 7629 nucleotides long. Its product is annotated as thrombospondin type-1 domain-containing protein 7A. Lineage: Eukaryota; Metazoa; Chordata; Chondrichthyes; Rajiformes; Rajidae. The coding region runs from base 556 to 5451 and encodes 1631 amino acids. Gene Ontology annotation, biological process: actin cytoskeleton organization. The record is from RefSeq and is a predicted model, not a curated record. Gene Ontology annotation, cellular component: plasma membrane. The transcript has 28 exons.